CUCGUCAACCUCACACCCCACCAACCUCAACUUUACGACCAUAUUCGCAAACACUCCGCCCUUGUGCCAUCACAUUCUCUACAACAAUGGCAGAACCUCCAAUAGUUCUGGACGGAGGAACCGGAUUCCUCAAGGUUGGCUAUGCCGCACAAAACUUUCCCGAAUUCCAAUACCCAUCAAUAGUAGGACGACCAAUCCUCCGUUCCGAAGAAAAAGGCAAUGAUGGCCUCGUCAUCAAGGAUAUUAUGUGCGGAGAUGAGGCAGCCGCAGCACGAACAAUGCUGCAGAUUUCAUAUCCGAUGGAGAAUGGUAUUGUGAAGAAGUGGGAUGAUAUGCAGCAUCUUUGGGACUACACUUUCUACGAGAAGAUGAAGGUCGAUACUACGGGGCGCAAGAUCUUGCUUACGGAGCCGCCUAUGAAUCCCCUCAAGAACCGAGAGCAGAUGUGCGAAGUCAUGUUUGAGCGAUAUCAAUUUGGAGGUGUUUACGUGGCUAUCCAAGCUGUGCUUGCACUAUAUGCUCAGGGUCUCAGCUCAGGAGUGGUUGUGGAUUCUGGGGAUGGAGUUACGCAUAUUGUGCCCGUUUACGAAUCUGUCGUGCUUAAUCACCUCACUCGCAGACUAGAUGUGGCUGGUCGAGACGUCACUCGCAACCUGAUUGCCCUCCUCCUUCGACGCGGAUAUGCCUUGAACCGAACGGCUGAUUUCGAGACUGUACGACAAAUCAAGGAGAAGCUCUGCUAUGUUUCAUACGAUCUUGAGCUGGACCAGAGAUUGAGUGAAGACACAACGGUUUUGGUUGAAAGCUACACUUUACCAGAUGGUCGUGUGAUCAGGGUGGGAAGCGAACGUUUCGAAGCUCCUGAAUGCCUCUUCCAACCCCACCUCGUCGAUGUCGAACAGCCUGGUAUUGCCGAGUUUCUCUUCAAUACCAUCCAAGCGGCAGAUGUCGAUGUUCGCUCGUCGCUUUUCAAGGCUAUCGUCUUGUCGGGAGGAAGCAGCAUGUACCCAGGUCUUCCAUCACGAUUAGAGAAAGAAUUGAAGCAAUUGUGGCUUACUAAGGUACUUGGAGGCAACCCCGAACGUCUGAGCAAGUUCAAGGUUAGGAUUGAGGAUCCACCGAGGAGAAGGCAUAUGGUUUUCCUGGGAGGUGCGGUAUUGGCGAACAUCAUGGCGGACAAGGAGAACAUGUGGAUCUCGAAACAGGAGUGGGCUGAACAGGGCUCUAAAAUUUUAGAGAAGCUCGGUCCUAGAUAAGUUGUGGGAGGAUGACAAAAAUAAAUUGCUUGCCGUUGUCUUGAUUUUGUUGCUGCUUGUGUUGGUGUCUGUUGUGCUAUCAGUGAAAGAGCUGCUGUCCUUCAUUGUUUCAUGUCCAGCACUUGAGUUUCCGAGAGUAGCAAUGCAAGUGUUGCUGCAUGUCUCAAGAUUUGCAAGAGAAGUGUAACUGGCUGUUGGAUAGAUAUUUUCCUGCUCACAAUUUUUCCUGGAGUUUGGCAGUUUGGAUGUCUCACAUGUCUGAACACAUGUCUGAACAUUCAAGAAUCAGCUUUCAAGCAACAGUUCUCCUCUUGGCUUCUGGUUUAAGACUAGGCAAUGAUGGCCGAGAAGGUCUCCUGCGUGCAAGGAUCUUGACAACUGCAAGUGUAGAAUCUCCUACCUCCAGUCAUCCAGUCCCGGUUCAUUCUCGU
Molecule: messenger RNA, 1687 nt
Organism: Mollisia scopiformis
Lineage: Eukaryota; Fungi; Ascomycota; Leotiomycetes; Helotiales; Mollisiaceae
Product: actin-like protein 2
Exons: 4
Coding region: 87-1256 (389 amino acids)
Biological process (GO): Arp2/3 complex-mediated actin nucleation
Cellular component (GO): actin cortical patch; Arp2/3 protein complex
Molecular function (GO): actin filament binding
Source: RefSeq, a predicted model, not a curated record